AUGUCUAUUACAACACCUACAGAAGGAGCAGCAUGCAAGGCAGACAUUCUAGCAUCCGUCGGCAAAUCCCUUCGUUGCGUCGCCAACGACCGCUACGUUCGAGAUACGGAGGCGAUCAACACUUCAGUAUUGCAAGAUCUACUCCCCAAGGGAAGAUUCAAAACCAUAUGCGUCAAUAGCCUUGGACGGGCCAACCGCCUCCGCUUCGCCCACCUCAGCAAUUCGACCGACCUUCACACCUCGAUCUCCUAUUUCCAGACAGCCAUUUCUUUGGCCCCAGACACGGACAUUGUCAAACCCACCUACCUAAACAACCUCAGCGGAGCCGUCCAAACGCAGUUCACCCGCCUCUGGCGAAAAGCAGACAUUGACAACAGCACUGCCUUCCUUAACAAAGCAAUCCGCCUUCUCGCUGACGACCACCCAUUCAAACCAGCAUUCCUGAGCAACCUUGGAGAGUCAUACCUUAAACGACACAACAAGCGUAGAGACAUCGAAAGCAUUAACCUCUCCAUCCUAGCUAACAAACAAGCCAUAGCGCUCACUCCCGAGAACCAUGCCCGCAAACCGAUCCGACUCUUACACCUCGGCAAAGCCUACCUCACACGAUUCCAAGACCACACAAAGGAAAGAGCCCAUCUUAAAGAAGCCAUGUUGACCAUCUACGAAGUCGUCAGCCUCAUUCCAAACGGACAUCCAUUCAAAGUCGAGUGUCUGACUUGGCUCGGGAUAUGCACGCGCAACCUUUUUGACGCGUUCAGGAUGGUGGCCGGACUUGAAAAGGCGAUUAAUGCUUAUAAACGGGCAGUAAUGUCUCCGUCGGGUGAACCCGCCUUUCGGUACGAAGUCGGGUUCUUAUGGGCGCACACGGCUCGGAUCCGACACGGGCCUUCACAGCAAGCAAUAGACGCUUAUUCUGCGACUCUCGGCCCUUUAGCAGAGCUAGCAUUUUUGUCAGCCUGCCAGACAGCGUCGGGGGGCGGCCGGGAUGAUGGUGGCUGGGUAUAA
Messenger RNA from Cyclocybe aegerita, 1008 nucleotides. Lineage: Eukaryota; Fungi; Basidiomycota; Agaricomycetes; Agaricales; Hemipholiotaceae. The record is from the annotation of a GenBank genome assembly.